GAGACCGUAGAACUUACAUCUCAAGGUGGGUGGCACAUUUACGUUGUAAAUGUCUGUGGGUUCCACUUAACCACUUAACACCAGGUGGACAGUGAGCUCAUCCAGCCAUCUAAGCAAAAAAAAAUCAUCUCGUCUCACACCUAUGGUCUAGCUCUAGGAUUAGGUCUUUUCUCAGACACUUACUUUUAACGAAUUGGGCACUUCUCCCUUUGCCAAUCUAAUAAACCAAUCAACCAAAAAAUGUUGUUAUCAAUCAAAUAUUAUUUACAAUUUAUUUGAAACAACAUUUAGUAUCAGCAAGUUCGAACUGCCUGAAAUGUAUCAUUAAUAAAAAUGAAGGUUUUUAAUUUAACUUUUGUCCGCUCAUUAUCUCACGUGUGUAGCUUAAAACCUUAUAAAGAUACAAAAUGGCUUAUGCCGAAUGGAAACCCUACAGGUAUUUACGUUUAUAAUUGUAUUGCGAACCAACGGGUGCCAAUUAUAUUAAAUGAUCCUCACAUCGCUACCUGGUAUUCUUGUGGCCCCACGGUAUACGAAUCUGCUCACAUAGGUCACGCCAGCUGCUAUGUGAAACUCGAUAUCAUACAGAGAAUUCUCAAAUCGUUCUUCAAUAUAAAAAUCGUCUCCGCUAUGGGUAUUACGGAUAUAGACGACAAAAUCAUUAAGAAAGGCCUCGAAAGUAAAACACACUUCACAAAUAUUGCUAAACAAUAUGAGCAUGAAUUCUGGCUUGAUAUGGCAUCAUUGAAUGUAGCAAAGCCACUCAUCAUAACGAGGGUAUCGGAACACAUUAAUAGUAUUGAGAAAUUCGUACAGAGGCUUAUUGAUAACGACAUGGCUUAUGUAAGUAAAAACGGUUCAGUAUAUUUUGAUACCGAUAAAUUCUCAAACUAUGGCAAAUUACAAAAAAUGCAAGACAGUGGUGAACCAUCAGAUGAUGAAAAAAGAAAUAAAAUGGACUUUGCUCUUUGGAAAAGUCACAAGCCCGAGGAACCCUAUUGGGAUACCCCCUGGGGUAAAGGCAGACCUGGCUGGCAUAUAGAAUGUUCUGCAAUGGUCAGCAAAGUAUUUGGAUCACAAUUAGACAUCCAUGCUGGAGGAGUAGAUCUACAAUUUCCUCAUCAUGAGAAUGAAGAGGCACAAUCAUGUGCAUACCACAAUAUACGACAGUGGGCUAACUAUUGGAUUCAUGUUGGUCAUUUAAAUGUUAUUGGUGAUACCAAAAUGUCCAAAUCACUACAAAACACUAUUUCAAUACCUGACUUAUUGAAAUCAUAUAAUGCAGAUACAUUCAGAAUGGCCUGUUUGUUAACAAACUACAGGUAUUCAAUGGAAUUCAGUAAUCAGCUUAUGGAAACCGCUGAAAGUGUUUUAAAUAAAUUUAAGUUUUUCAUAACAGAUGCUACUAUUUAUAUAAAUAACAAUGCAACAUCGGUUAGUGCCGUUUACUCAGAUCACAUAUUAAAAAACCUACAGAAAACAGAGGAGGCCAAUUUUGAAGCUUUGAAAGUAGAUUUUGAUACAGCAACUUGCAUAAAUAAUUUGUUAACAUUACUUUCGGACACAAACAAAAUUAUAAAAUCAGAUCCGUGUGAAUAUUGUCCUGUCCCAGUGACAUUGAUAGUUGAAUACAUAGUUGAUAUUCUUACAAAAUUUGGAUUGAAACUUCAAGAGAGUGAGGACACUGUUUUAUCAAACGCAAUGAUAAAUACUAUAGUUGAAUUUAGACAUUCUGUACGAUUGAAUGCAAUUUCUAGCAAAAACUAUGAACUAUUGAGCGCAUGUGAUAUUGUCCGUGAUAAAAUGAAAUCAAUGAAAGUCCAAAUCAAUGAUAGUCAUAAGACUCCAUCUUGGGUUAUAACCAAAUAAUGCAACUAAUGUAUGUAUAUCAGCUUUACCAAAAUAAGGUGUGCAUAGUAAGUUAGUAGAUCAUGUAACAUAAUGUAAGCACACAUUUUCAUAGUUUUGUUUCAUGUGUAAUAAUAAAAUGUCAUUUUCAAUUAAUUGUUAUCCCAGUGAAUCUGAUAAGUGGAAGAUCUGGACUUACUGAGCAGUGACUGAACUGGAUGGUUGUUUUCAGCGUUCAUGCUGGUUUGUUUUUCGAAAAACAUUCAAACAGAAUGAACAUUUCUGAAAAUCAAAAGUUAUAACUCUAAUUAGAUUCUGUAUCUGCAGAUUCAAGUAAAACCCAGAUUAAUAAAAUAUUUUCUUUUUAAUUAUUAAAAGAAAAUAUUUUAUGAAUAAUAUUAUGAAUGUCAAUUCUCGAGGAGCUAAACGUCAAGACCCGUCUAUCUACAAUCUGCAUGCAGCGUCUCCUCAAGUACUUCGGACACGUGGCCUGACAAAAUCCCGAGAACUUGGAAAAAUUAAUAGUUGUAGGUCACGUGGAAGGAAAGAGAAGUCGAGGAAGAUUGCCAACCAGGUGGACGGACAUUAUCAAGGAGGCCACAAACACCAGCGUCCCGGGCGCCAUUAAGCAGGCCGAAUGCAGGCAGCAUUGGAGGAAGCUGGUGCAAAAACUGGACCAAGGUGGUCACGACCCUCAGCAAUGAGGAAACGACAGAGAAGAAGAAGAUUAUGAAUGUAAACCAAUCAUUGUGUUACACUAAAUAAAAGCAUUCAGUAUGUCUUAUUAUAUUAUCAUAUGAAUGACUGGGAAUUAUUGACUAAAGUGUGAGCUAUGAGACUAGUGGCUCAAUGGUGAAUUUUGUAGGGAUUGUUACAUUGUAUCAAUAAAUAAUAAAACAACAUAA
This is a messenger RNA of Bombyx mori (domestic silkworm), 2753 nucleotides long. RefSeq names its product probable cysteine--tRNA ligase, mitochondrial (gene CysRS-m). Gene Ontology annotation, molecular function: cysteine-tRNA ligase activity; ATP binding. Gene Ontology annotation, biological process: cysteinyl-tRNA aminoacylation. Lineage: Eukaryota; Metazoa; Arthropoda; Insecta; Lepidoptera; Bombycidae. Gene Ontology annotation, cellular component: cytoplasm. The transcript has a single exon. The coding region runs from base 334 to 1869 and encodes 511 amino acids. The record is from RefSeq and is a predicted model, not a curated record.